UAAGUGCUUUCCUGUCAGCAGCCCGCCAUCUGAACCAUGAGCCACUGUCACUGUCUCAACAAGGAAGCUGGACCAAGACGAGCAAGUAGCUGAUGAAGAUACUUUCAAAGUCCGGCGAUAGUUUCUGUUGUGCAAAAUACCAGUGUGCAAGAGGCCGAGCAAAUGUAACGCAUCCAAAGGCCCACAGUCCGCUUCGUCUUGGCCCAGAAUAGCGUGUAAAGGUUGCGUGUGUCUGUGUUGGGCUGUGGCGCUGAAUAAGUACGCGCGCCGUCAAGAUCCUGGUACAUCGAACAACUGAACAAACAAUUAUUCUCUAGAAAUCACAUCUGUUCUUCUCCUACCUCUGCUCUCUCUGAUUUCCUUCUUACUCCAUUCCCAAGUAGACCGUAGUUGUAACAAUUGGUAUCAGAUUCGUUCGAUCCUCGGUUUCAAUUUGUCAACGCCAUGUCUCUCGAUUUCAAGCUCAUCCUCGAUGAGUUCAACCGGCGGUUCGACGAGCUAGAGAUUCGCUGGGACCGGCGCUUCUCGUCCGCCGCGUACAUCGACCUCCCGCCCACCUCGCUCAGCAUCAACCACUCCUCCGACGCGUCUGCCAGUGCGCCGCCCACCCCGGUCGCGGUCAUCGCAGACAAUUGGGGCGGGUGCUUUGACGACGGCGAGCAGUACCGCACUAGGCCAUCCGUCGUCGUCGACAACUGGGGCGGAUUCUUCUAUGGCGAGGACGUCGCUCCGUCAGACAACCCCACGAGAUUCGUCCUCCCCGUUGCCUCCACCGACGAGCCCAGCAUCGACACCGCGCCGGCCCGCGCCAACUCUGGAGCCGCGGAUGACUCCGUGUUUGUGACCGCCGAAUCCUCCGGCUACGAGGAACCCUCCGGCUACGACGAGAUGGAUGCUCGACUCGACCUGCGCUUCGCCAGGCUGCAGCAGCUGCAAGCUGAGGAGGUGGACGAGCCGUACCGUGACGCGGUGAGCCCACUGCCUCCUCUACCCGUCGUCUACGAGCCGUACCGCGAGGCAAGCCAUCCGCCUCCCGUCCACGACGACGUUGCGGGGGUGGUGUCCACGGGCUCGGAUGAUGACCUCGACCUGCAGCAGAUCGCCAAGGAGCCGUCCGUGUCGUCGCCGCCGCGUCACAGCUCGAGAGACGCCGUCCGAGGUCCUUGCCCUCGUCCACUGCAUCACCAGCUAACUAUUCCCAUCGCGGCCAACCUGGACCAAAUCUGCCGCCUAUCCAGGCCCUGCGAUGUGGCCGACCGGGGUCUCCUCUGUGACCUGCUCUGGUCCGACCCUUCUUCCAUGGAGGACAGAGAGUGGGCGGACAACAAGGAUCGAUACGUGUCCUGCACCUUCCGCGCCGACGUCGCGACGGACUGCCGCCGCGCGCAGGACCUGGACAUCGUUUGCAGAGCGCACCAGGUGGUGGAGGACGAAUAUGAGUUCUCUGUCGACCGACAGCUCGUCACCUUCUUCUCUGCCCCCAACUACCGCAAGCUCGGCUGCUCCUUCACCAUCAUCAAGCUGAAGGCGGACAGAAACAGCAGCUCGCCCCUCGGGUGUUCGACCAAAUGUCCCAGCCAGGCACUGCACCCCAUUGUCAAGCCCAAUCUAGUAGUCGUGCUGAAUAUUGCAGGUGCUGGGGGCAAGUUAUGUGGAGGAUUUAAUAUCAAAGUUUUCACAAGGGUUCAUCAGACUGGGGAUGUAUCGCUUAUGUCAAACGUAUCCAUUGAGCUUGUGUCAAACAUGAUGGAACAGGGCAAACAACCUUCUGUUGCAGCCAUUCCAGGUCUUGCAUUGGGUGGUGGCCUAGAGUUGACUAUGAGUUGUCAGGCUCAAAUACCUACUCAUGUUGCUCACACCAUCUGCUCGCUUGUUAACAACGUUAUGGCAUCGCAGGCUCAUGUCGUCGGACAAGGGAUCGUAGACCGCGCCGCGUUCAGUGGCGAUCACCAAUGGAUCGUCCAAGGUACUGCCAAUGGUCACGGGCUCUCCUCCAAGGUUGCUGCUGAGGUGAACAAUCAGUUUAGAGUUGGUAUUCAGACUACUGCGAUUAUUCAUGUGCUGCCAAGGGGUGUCCUACAGUUUGGCUCUACUGGUUUGGCUUUGGGAAACAAAAAAAUUGUGAUGUUUGCAAAGAAGUUGUGUUCUCAGCUAAACAAUCGUUCAAGCCUAGCUGCAUCUGCUUCGGCUAAAAACACUUCAAGACAGCAUGGCCAGUCACUUAUUGAUAAUGCAAUUGUGUCAACCAGUACACCACCAAAUGUAUUGUUGAUUGCAUCUUUGCUUUGGGCUGCACAACAGAAUGGUCACCCUGAGCUCAUUGGAAAAACACCAAUAGUGAGGCCAUCAUUAGAUGUUGAGAGACACAUUCUUCUGAAAGGAGCUUUUGAUAAAGCUGAGGAAAUAGUCUUGAGAAUGAAGCAAUGGGAUGGUACUGCGGGACUUGUUUGGCAGAAGGAUAGCUUAAUGGUGCCCAAGUGGCUUACUGACAGAUUGAUGGCAUUUCUAAUAUUCUAUAGUGAGGCCAUUACAGCUCUUCUCUGUUGUGCACUCAUUCCUGGCCUGUUAUUGCUAGAAUUAGUCAAGUUCACAGAGACUUGGCAAGGGACUGUUUGCUGGGAGCCAACAAUCCUAUUGAUGAUGCGGAGACACCUUUACAAACAGAAUGAGUUGUAUGCGACACUUUUUGAGGGAGCUAUGAUUGGGUACACUCCAGGAGGAAUGCAAUUUGCUCAAGAAACUAUAGAGACGAUGAUUUCAAGCAAUCUCUUCUUGACUGCCGAGAUGGCCAAUACUCUAUCUCCAUGGCCAUGGUUCAAUUGCGUUCAAGAGUGUGUGCUGUGGCAGUUUGAUUUAUUGGAUAUAUCGGCUCUUCAUGCAUCGAGAAUUGGUUUUUCAUUUGUGAUUAUACUGACGGAAUCUAUCAAAGUGCUCAAGAUGCUGCUAGUAGACCAAGGUGCUGCAGGACAUUUCUUUGUCAUGAUUUGGGAUCCUGGUGGAAUUGAUGUCAUGUAUCGGCUUGAGGGCAAGCCGAAUUUUAAGAAGGGGAGAAUGUCAGCAGCCCGCCAUCUGAACCAUGAGCCACUGUCACUGUCUCAACAAGGAAGCUGGACCAAGACGAGCAAGUAGCUGAUGAAGAUACUUUCAGAGUCCGGCGAUAGUUUCUGUUGUGCAAAAUACCAGUGUGCAAGAGGCCGAGCAAAUGUAACGCAUCCAAAGGCCCACAGUCCGCUUCGUCUUGGCCCAGAAUAGCGUGUAAAGGUUGCGUGUGUCUGUGUUGGGCUGUGGCGCUGAAUAAGUACGCGCGCCGUCAAGAUCCUGGAGACAAAGCUUGGACGCCUAGCUUAUACUCAAGAUCGGACAACACGAGGAAUAUAUGAUUUGUGUGAAUUCACUAAAAGAUUGGAUCAGAGCCCGAAAGCUGAUACUCGUCAGGUUACAUCAUCAACUUCUCGUCCUGCUAUUGAAUCCUCAGAGAGAAUUGUUAGGGUUGCUUCUUUACCCCCGGCUUUGGAACCAGAGUCUCCUAGAAUUGAGGCACCUAAGGUUGUGCGCUCAUCUACAGUCAUGUCAGCAUCAGGUCUUAGUUUGCUAGCUGGAACUACAAUACCACCUAAAAGAAGUGAGGUCAAUACAGACAUAAAGUGGCCUUGGCUAAACCAAUUCUGCUGUGUGCUGAUCAUACCCUUCACACGAGCCUUAUGCAAGAGUAGUAGUAAUCAUCAAGAGGGUCGGAAAAAAAGAAGAAAAAAACAAGCGGAGGAGUAAAAGGAAACAUCCUCGCAUUGUUUACGGUGAAAUGGAGAAUAUCUUGAAAAAUAAGCUAGUCCUUAGGCAGGAAAUAAAAAAUAUCUCUACAAAUUAGCCCUUAGUUGAAUAUUUUUUAUUUUCUGCUCUAAGGGCCGGCUAGUUUGUUGUAAGAGCAUCUUCAUCCCUCACAUCAAACCCUUGUCUGGAACCCUUAGAUAGAGACAAGGUUAGGGGAGAAGGAGUCGAGACGAAAAAUAGAUAAGAUGGAACUCUGACAUUUUUUGCACUUUUUUAUACUAAAAUAUGUAUAGUCUCUUAAGAUUUAUAUAUUCGAUAAAGGAUCUACAUUGGGUA
Zea mays is the source of this 4104-nucleotide messenger RNA. NCBI's taxonomy places the organism in Eukaryota, Viridiplantae, Streptophyta, Magnoliopsida, Poales, Poaceae. The record is from RefSeq and is a predicted model, not a curated record.